AUGAAGAGAGGCAAUGUUUCGAGAGGUGGUAGCUCGUUGCCCAUGCUGCUUGUUGUCAAGCAGGAUUCACUAUCACCCUGUAAGAACGCAACUGUACCUGCUGCAAAUUUCAGUACGCGAGACCGUGAAGACUUGGGAUGGACAUUCACCACUGGGCGGAGUAUUAUCCACCUAUUAAACCUGCAUCGCAUCGAGAUCUCGGCAUCAGUUGAAUGCGUUGGUCUGCUGCUGACAGCCGAGUGCAAUGGCAGCGGCGGGCGGUGCACGGAAGAUGAUGCCUCACUUACUCGAGGCGGAUUUCUAGAGCGGUUUCUCCUUGGGGAUUCGAGAGCCAGAGGCAGCAAGACUGAGGCUGCAUUGCCCCUAGAUAAAUACCAAAGUUGGGGGAGGUGGAUGGUACGGUGUGGGAUGUGGGAUGUGGUGGAAAGCGGUUCGUGCCAAGGAUAA
Morchella sextelata is the source of this 447-nucleotide messenger RNA. RefSeq lists its product as uncharacterized. The transcript is spliced from 4 exons. The record is from RefSeq and is a predicted model, not a curated record. The coding region runs from base 1 to 447 and encodes 148 amino acids. Lineage: Eukaryota; Fungi; Ascomycota; Pezizomycetes; Pezizales; Morchellaceae.